AUGUCCCGCAUGUUCGAGAACGCGAGCGCAUUCACCGCCGACAUCACGCGGUGGCGAACAGACUCCCUGGUGAAUUCUUCCAACAUGUUCCUCGGUGCCGACACCUGGCGGACUCUACAUGCGCAUUGCGGUGAUACUGCCAAACCUUUCUUCGAUGAGGACACGUGUCUGCACUACCCAGAUAAGGUGAACCAAUAUGAGGACCAUCACUCCGGUCCCCCUUUCGCGUGGGCCCGCCUCGUCAAGCGAUGGAGAAGCGACUUUUUCUUCGGCGAGGACAUGAAGGUCGAUGCGGCUAAUCACGAGUUUGGCUCCCGCGACGGACACGUAUCCGUAUCGUACGACGGAAAGCGGAUCGCGGCUGCUGGGACCGUCGAAUCGUGUACGUCCGAAUCGUGUGCCUUCAUCGUGUACGUCCGCGUUUUUGAGUGGAACGACGAUGAAGGCUGGAAACGCGCCGGCGGCGACGUCGAAACAGGUCAGGAUUUGGCCGGCGAGCUCUGUCUGUCUGGCGACGGGAAGCGACUCGCCCUGGGUGACCCGAACGGCCGCGCCGUACGUGUGUAUCGUUGGAACGCGCAAAACUCGACUUGGGAUCAACUGGGCGACGCCCUCGAACAACCGUCCGGUUCCGACUUUGGUCACGCCGUCUCGCUAUCCCGAGACGGCUCCGUGUUGGCCGUCGGCGCGCCGGACGGCUCGGGCUCGGUUCGAGUGUUCAGGUGGGACGCCUCGCGGGCAUCUUGGUCUCGGAUGGGAGUCGACAUCGUGGGACCCCACGGCACGGACGUCCCCGCGCGACUCGGCGCCGCGGUGAGCCUUUCCCUCGACGGAACGCGCCUCGCGGCGGCGGCGCCGGGCGCGGGCGUCGCGUUAGUCUUCGGGUGGGACCGCGCCUCGAGCUCGUGGUCGAAGAUGGGCGGCGAUUCGACCGCCGGGGAUGGUCGAGUCCUGACGUCGAUCGCCCUCUCCGGCGACGGCACUCACCUCGCCGUCGGAGCUCCCGACGCCGAUGACGGGGUCGGGGUCGUCGCGGUGUACCGUUGGACCCGGACCCGCGACGCGAACGGAUCGACCGGAUCGACCGGAUCGACCUGGGAGGCGGUGGGCGAGUCGGGCCCCCUCGCCGGCGCCGUAUCGGGCGACCGGUUCGGAUCGACCGUCUCGCUGUCCCGGGACGGGAGCCGACUCGCGGUCGGCGCCGAGCGCGGGGUCGACGGAUACGUCCGGGUCUUCGACUGGAACGCCGAGGAUUCGAGCUGGCGAAUGGCGCCCGCGGUGAACCUCGACGGCGCGCCCGGCGAGAGGUUCGGGCGAAACGCGCGGCUCUCCGGCGCGGGCGCGAUCCUGGUUGUCGGUCGCAACGAACCGGACGGCUCCGGCGGCGGGUGGGUGAUUCCCCACGCGCUCGAGUGCGACGCGGAAGCCGCCGGCGCGCCGCCCAACGGCCGGACCGGCACGUGCGGCGUCGUCGCUCGGCUCUUGAACGUCACCGGCGGCAACGCGACGUGCGCGCCCGAGUGCGACGACGGGUUCAACCUGACGGAAGCGAGCGCGUGCGAUCCGUUCACCGGCGGGUUCAGGUCGGGGCGGUGCCUGUGCGCGUGCGACGACGCCUGGCGCGCGAAGGGUUUCUACAUGUAG
Micromonas commoda is the source of this 1644-nucleotide messenger RNA. RefSeq lists its product with no specific name. Gene Ontology annotation, molecular function: protein binding. Lineage: Eukaryota; Viridiplantae; Chlorophyta; Mamiellophyceae; Mamiellales; Mamiellaceae. Bases 1 to 1644 code for a protein of 547 amino acids. The record is from RefSeq and is a predicted model, not a curated record. The transcript has a single exon.